AUGCAAUUGUUAAAGACGACGGGGGUGCCAUUGGCCUUACCCAAGAUCCAACGGCUUUGCGACGAAGGAUGCUUGCUGGACCUGAAAUAUGCCGCCUUCUUCAAGACUUUAAGGGCGUUGAAUCUACUGACGAGCUUCAUCAAACAGUAUCCUGCUUUCCAGAAUAAAUUUCUGCGACAAGUUCGUGCAGUAGAAGCAAGUAUACAAGAGUUUGGCAACCCAUUUCAAGAACAAGCAAAAGAUUUAAUUGUAUUAGAUACAAGGAAUAUAGCAGAUACUGAUAUAGAAAACACAUUAAACAAUUUGGAGAAAAAUGGAAAUGAAUUGUACAGGGAAUUAGUUGAAGAAAGGCUUGUCGAAAAGACGUCUUCUUUUUAA
Molecule: messenger RNA, 378 nt
Organism: Parnassius apollo (apollo)
Lineage: Eukaryota; Metazoa; Arthropoda; Insecta; Lepidoptera; Papilionidae
Source: the annotation of a GenBank genome assembly